AUGAAAUUAAUAAUCUUGAUUCUUAUAUGUGCUACUGUUUUAGGUGCGUAAUUUGAAAAAGGAUAUGUGACUUCAGGCAAAAUUUCAGCUCAUAAAAUAUACAGACAAGUAUAAGAAUGUUGAAUAAUCAAGGACAUAAAAUUAAAUAAUAAUUUUACAGAAAUUCCAAAAAUUGUUUUGAGUGUGAUUGGUUACAACUCUAACCACAAUACUUUAGACUUCUUUUCGAGAGUAACUGAAGUAACAUAAGAGGGUAUUAUACUUUUAUAAUGAAUAAAGGAUUCUAAUUGUAAAUUAUAAGUGAUUCUGAAAUUAAUGAAAUGUAAUUUUACUACUUAGCAACAGAUCAUUAAGAUGUUUAAACUAUCUGCAAUAAUAUAGAAGUUUAAAAAGAUUAAAUAGAUAUCAAAUUUAAUAAAGCAUUUGAAAAAGAAUAACCAUAAGUGGCAGCUUUUUUAACAGGAAUUCAUAGAAAAAAUUAAGAUGAUAUAAUCUUAGAAAUAAAAUUAAUUGAAAAGAAUCAAGUUCAUUUAACUACAUAAUCAAAAGCAGAAAGCUCUAUUGGUUUAUGUUUACUUAUCGGACCUUAAGAUUUAUUUAUUAGAAAAGAGUUACCAAUUAUGCAAAUAUCUCAAGGAUUACCCAAUACUUGUUUUUAUGGAAUUUCUUCUUUAAGUGGAAUGGCAGAUAAUGGAAUCGUAUUAAGUUUAAAUUAAGAAUUUGUAAAAAACUCAUUUGAAAUUGGUUUGACCUUAGUAGAAAUCAAUUCUAAUCACAUUACACUAUAAGAAGAGAAUAAUGAUAAUUCUACUGUUUCCUUUGAUGAUUUCGUAGACAAGUUAACACCCUAAGAAUUUUUAGGAAAAAUGAAUAUCAUCGAAAUUGAAGGACAAGUUAAAAUUAACAGUAUAUAAAUAACUUAAGAAGAAUUAAAUUAGGAAUCUUAAAUGAAUUCAAUUUCUUUCAUUUAUCCAGAAUAAAAAAAUUAAUUAUAUAUCGAAGAUGAAGAAUAAAGUCUCUAAUAAUAGAAUUAAGAAAAUGUUUAAGAAAUUAUAACUAUAAGUGAAUCCUGGUUGUAACAUGAUUUGUCAGUUGUUGAUCAAUCUUAAACAACUCUUAAUAGUAAUUAAGAUUAAGUAAAUGAAGGAUAAUAAAUUUUGACUAAUUUGAUCAAACCUUAAGAUUAUAAUACAAAUUCAAUUGAAUAUGAGAACUUUUAACCAUUCAAAAGAUAACCUGUAAAUAUUGCUAUUGUUGAUAGUACUUAAAGCAUUAUUGAAGAAAACUAAAAACAAACUUAAAAUAAUUAAGAUUUUAUAUCUGAUAACUCAACUCAAAAUUAUGAUCUCGAAAAUAAAAUUGAAAACUAAAUUGAAUAAUAAAUUGAUUCAGUUUAAGAACAAAUUGUUGUUGAAAAUUUAUAGGAAUAGAUUAUGGAAAUGUAAGAAGAAAUGCAGAAUUAAUUAACUUCUUAAAGCCAUGUACCAUCUGAAUUGAAUCCGUUCAAAAUAAUUGAAUAACAAUAAUUUAUUGUUGAAUAAUAAAAAUAAUUAGUUGAAUAAUAAUAAUAAAUUAUUCUCUAAUAUUAAAGAAUGCUUGAACAUAAAGUUAAAAUAUUACCUGAAACAUAAUUGGAUGACGAUAAAUAAGAAAAUAAUGAAUAAUAAAUAAGUUUAGAUGAAGAUUCUUAAAAGGUUUCUUUAUAAAGUACUUUAAUAAUUAAUAAUAACACAGGACAAAAUUUAUAAACUGAUUUAGAUGAAUAAAAUAGAGAAGUGCCUUAAACUUAAGAUUAAUUAUAGUAAAAUAUUUAAGAUCAAAAAUAUAUAUUUUAAGAUUUUCCAAGGUUAAGUUUAGAAAAUUAAAGUGAUUUUAAAAAAGAUUUAGAAUCCAUUGAUAGAAACAAAAAAAGAAAAGAUGAUAUUGAUGAAUAGAAAGCAACAAAAAUAUUGAAAGAAAUUACUAAAGAUUUAUAGAAUGAUGAAAAAUUGGAAGAUAAAAUAAAUUAAUUAGAAGAUGGCCUUAAUGAAGUUUUAUAAAUAAAAUCAUAAAAUGAAGUGGAAUAAAAUUUAAGUGGAAUUACUUCAAAUAAGAGGGUUGAGUUUAGCAAUACAUAAAAUAACUUCGAUAAAACUUCAAGUAUUCUAUUAUUAUUAUAUUUUUUACAGGCUUUAAUUUCAAAGAUAGUAGCAAUUAAGUUGUUAAUAUAAGUUUAGAAGAAAUAAGUGAAGCAAUAUUUCCAUAAGAAUAUGAAAUGGAAUAAGCAUAUUUUGAUUGGUCGAUGAAUUAGGGUUUAAUUAAAAAUAGAAAUGAUUAAUAAAUUAAUUUAGAGCUUAUAAAUUAAUCAACCUUGUCUACUCAAUAGAGUUAAGAAGAAUUAUAGAAACAAAUUGAAGAAUUUUUAGAAUUAGAUUAUAAUGAUUCACACUUUAGCGAUCCACUUUUUGAUGAUUUUCAUUCAUUCUUUUCUGUUAAUUAAUAAGUUAAAAAAAAUUUAAGGAAGAGAAAAGUAUUAAAUGUUUGA
Molecule: messenger RNA, 2524 nt
Organism: Paramecium sonneborni
Lineage: Eukaryota; Ciliophora; Oligohymenophorea; Peniculida; Parameciidae
Source: the annotation of a GenBank genome assembly